AAUACUGCAAUUGGCUACACGUGCGAGAGGAGUUUAGUGUUGAUUUUGAAUUUGUGUUUGCGAAUUAAAUAUUUUUUUGGGAAAUAUGAAUAAAACCAAACGAAAGCAACAAUCCAAUAAAGUGGCUUUAAAGCGUGAUUAUAAAUCUGAUUCCGACUCCGAUGGAGAUGCAGAUGCUCUUAGUACAAAUGAUGGAUUUGUGGAGCCGGAACAAAAGCCUAUCAUUAGCAAACCGCCCCAAAAGAAAAAGAAAUAUAAGGACAAUGAAACGAAUAAAGUGAAGCCACCUACUAUCGAGGAGAUGAAGGAGUUACGUGAUACUCGUAAUUUAUUUCACUCAAAUCUCUUUAAAUUGCAAGUAAAAGAAAUGCUCGAAGAGCUUCAUCUGAAGUCCAAAUAUACCGACUACAUCGACAAAUGGUUGGAGAAUUUCACAACUUUUACUGAGCAGCUGGAGGAUGGUUUAAUGGAUCGGUGUCAACUGGAAGUGCCAUUGCAUUUGCAUAAAAAAACAAUUAAUUUCAUAUUUAGUAAACCAGAACAGCCGCCUCAAUUAAUAGGAGCUGCAUCCCAGGGCACACUACUCCAGCCAAAUUUCAUAGUGGACAUAGCUUUGGAAAUGCCAAAGAAAUGUUUUGAAAAAGAUGAUUAUCUUAAUCUUAUCUAUGAUCAGAAACGAGCACUAUAUUUGGCCUAUGUAACGGAUAAAAUGAAAUCUUCCUCAAUUUAUAGAGAAGAUCAGUUUGCCUAUAACUACUAUGCAAAUAAUCCACUUAAGCCAGUUCUAGAAUUAACACCAUUUGCCAAAAUUGGCAAACAUUUAAAAUUCCGUCUAUUUAUAACAGCUCCCGUAGAAACGUUCCGUUUAGGUCGAUUUGUGCCUUCGAAUAAUAAUAUUCGACCAAUUCUCUUUAAUGAUGAAUGGAAUUUAGAGGAGCAGCCAUUACCAUCCACUCAGCAUUAUAAUGCGAAUGUUCUUUUCGAUUUAACAUUAAGCGCCAAUCAAAGCUUGCUAAACAAAUCCUUUCAAGGACGACGCAAUUUUCAAGAUGGUUUACUCUUGCUUAAAGUCUGGCUCCGUCAACGUCAACUGGAUGUGGGCUUCAGUGGCUUCAGUUCUUACAUCUUGGCCAUGUAUAUUGUCCAUUUAAAUCAACAGCGUGUGCUGCAUCAAUCCAGUAGUAGUUAUCAAGUGGCUAGGACUGUUUGGAAUCAAUUGGCCAACAGUGAUUGGACGAAAGGCAUUAGCUUGGCUCAGCAAGCGACUCAGGAGCAGCUUAGCUUUGUGGUUGGCUUUUAUGAUGUCUGUUUCAUGGAUAUAACUGGACAUUAUAACCUAUGCUCCAAUGUUCCAUUGGCUGUCUAUAAAAGAGUUCGUGAAGAGGCUAAAUUGGCUGUGGAUUUGCUAAAUGAUAUGAAAAUAAAUAGUUUUUCAUAUAUAUUUAUGCAAAAAUGUCCACUCUACACUAGAGUAGACAAUAUACUCAAGAUCACAAAAGCGACGAGUGUACAGCAAUUGUUGCUGUUGCAAAAUCACACUGAAAUGAAAUACGAUUAUGCCAAUUAUGGUUAUCCACAGAUGCUAAAAACUCUAACCGAUCUUUUAGAAAAGGGUUUAGCGCAGCGAAUACAUGGCAUAAUCCCACUGGAAACUGCCGUUUCCCCAUGGUCAGUGGACUCAAAGGCUCCCAUAAUUGGUCAAUCCAUACAGUUGGGGCUCAUUUUGAAUCCCGAACAUGCUUAUGAGGUCUUGGAUAGGGGACCAGCGUCUCAGGAUGAUGAUGAAGGUGCUGCCGAAUUUCGUUCAUUUUGGGGUGACAAAUCCAAUUUACGUCGGUUUCAAGAUGGCUCCAUAUGUGAGGCAGUUGUCUGGGCUGCCGUUAAAGAUUCGCCGGCUAAAAAGCGACUUAUUGUGAAAGACAUCUGCCUGCAUUUGCUGGAGCAUCAUUUCAAAUUGGAUAAAGACGAUGUCCAAUUUAUAGCCAAUGAACUAGAUAUUGUGUACAAACUAUCGCCAUGGUUUAAGGUCAACAAGUUGAUGGAUAAAACCAAAAUGAAAGAAGAAUUAGAUCAGAAUACAGAUUCUGAAGCGUUAACUCCAAAUGUGAUACGUUGCUACGAUGAGUUGUCGCGCCAGUUACAUGGCCUUAACGAUCUACCGCUUGAGAUUGUUUCUAUUUCGGGUGUAUCACCGAUUUUCCGCUACUGCGAAUCGCAACCUGUGCUGCCCCAAACUCGCUUGCUGGCCAAUCGUCGCAUUCAUACGAACCAUGUGCUACGCGUUGUUAUUCAGUUGGGUCAGAGUGGUAAAUGGCCAAAUGAAUUGGCUGCUCUGAGGGCCCUCAAGACUGCAUUUCUCAUUGAGAUUGGUGAGAAACUGAAAGAGCAAUGUCACUUAAAUUGGUCCUUAACAAGCGAGGGGUUAUUGAUAAUCAAGCGCGGCUAUUGCUUUUUGAUAGAAUUGGCUCAUAGUAAAGAAUCGGCAUUGCUAAAACAACAGAUCAAUGAGCGUGGCAUAACCACCUAUGUGGAUAAUCCUCAAAGUCGUGACCUUGAGCGAAGGCAUUACAUAUUGCCAAAAGUAAGUGGUGCAUUGCAUUCAUUGCAUCAAUCGCAUUCGGCCUAUGGACCCACAGUUCUCAUAGCCAAACAAUGGCUAGCCUCUCAGCUAAUCGAUGAUGGUCUAUGGUCCCCCAUGGCCACCGAACUAUUGGUCGCAUAUCUUUAUCAACAGCGACAUGCUCCCUUUAUCACAGCGGCCCCCCAGACUGGCUUCAUAAGGCUGCUGCAAUUGAUGUCGCUGAGUGAUUGGCAGGGAGAGUUGUUUUUACUUAAUUUUAAUAACAGCUGGGAAGAUCAACAAAUUGCUGAUCUGGAGCACAGUUUUCGUAGCGAUCGUGAGAGUUAUCCACCUUUAGCACUGGCAACCUCCUAUGACCAACAGCAUGCUGGACGUCUCUGGACUACAGAUGAGACACCGAAUAGACUUGUUCUUAAUCAUGUAUCCAAAUUGGCUCGCCAUGCUCUAGAGUUGAUUGAGACGAAUUUAAUGUCAAAAUCUUUGCAAUUUUUGCGUCCUGCUCAGCUAUUUCGGGCCUCUAACGAGGGCUACGACUUGGUUAUUCAGCUUAAACCCGAACUGUUGGCAAAUUCCUUAAACUAUGAUAUGGGUUCGCCUUUUGUUGACUUUGGUCAACCUAAUUUUAACUUGCCCUUGGCCGGACAAGAUCGUCUAGCCCAUAUUGUGGCACAUUUAAGAUCUGCCUAUUCGGACUAUGCUGCCUUCUUUUAUAAGCCCCAUGGUGGAAAAGAAUUAGCCAUUAUGUGGAAACCGCCAAAUGUGUUUGCCCCAAAGGCCUUUAAAGUGAAUGAAUUACAAGCCAGCACUCCAUGCGUUGGCAAUCGAAAUCAAGUUCAGGUCUCGAGGGAUACACUUCUUGAGGAUUUCAAAUUGUUACUCAAAGAUUUCUAUGCGCGCAUUUGUACAACAGAAGAUCUGAAACGGGAACAGAAGCAGCACUCGAAACCCAAGCGGUAUUUCCAGAUAAAUCCUAAACAAUUUGAAAAUGAGUCAAUGAAGCCAAAGAAACAAAUACAUAAACCAACAAAAGCAAAGACAAAAACCAUAAACACCAAGAAACUGAAGGGCAAGAAAAUUCUAUUGAAGAGCAAACCAAUUAAAGCUUUGGUUUAGUUUUCGAAAUAAUCAAACAAUGUUUGUACAUAUUUACAUAUAUGUUGUUUUUAAAUAAAUGUAGUAGAUAAUUAUGACAA
This is a messenger RNA of Drosophila willistoni, 3774 nucleotides long. RefSeq names its product nucleolar protein 6 (gene Mat89Ba). Gene Ontology annotation, biological process: rRNA processing; tRNA export from nucleus. NCBI's taxonomy places the organism in Eukaryota, Metazoa, Arthropoda, Insecta, Diptera, Drosophilidae. The transcript has 6 exons. Gene Ontology annotation, cellular component: CURI complex; small-subunit processome; UTP-C complex. The record is from RefSeq and is a predicted model, not a curated record. Bases 86 to 3694 code for a protein of 1202 amino acids.